UGUCCACCAAGCACAGCCACCUGCGUCGCGAGCUGCAGCUGGAGGAGGAGGCGGAGGACAGGGAGCUACAGGCGGAGGAGGAGCAGAUGCAGGCCUUCCAGCAAGAAACGGCCUGGAAACUGGCCAUGACCAGAGUCACCGCGGGCGGUCACGGCCCCUAAGGUCCUGAGCGCCUGUCCCCAGCGCUGGCUGGGGCCUUGUCGUUCCAGAGAAGAAAAUGGAGCCCGACACCCUGAGCAGCUACAUCGACCAGAAGCGGAAGAUGUUCCUGAUCCAGUACGCCGUGGAGAUGAAGCGGGGUGAGAUCAGGAGGCUGGAGGCCCUGGCCUCCAAGGAGGAGGCCCGGCUGAAGGAGGCCCAGAAGUCCCUGGAGAUGGACUCGAUCCUCUUUGACGAGUUUCUGAGGGACAAUGACGCCAACUCCGUCCAGGCCAUGAGACUGGCUGAGAAGGAGACCAAAGCCAAGAUGGAUAAGAUCGCGGAGAUCCGGGAGCUCACCAUCCAGAUCAUGCACGUCAAGAGCGAGAUCGCCAAGUUCGAGGACACCCUGCAGCAGUACAAGAUGUACAAGGACUUCCUGUACAAGGUGUCACCCAAGGAGUGGCUGGAGGGACAGGAGAGACGGCGGCUGGCCCUCAGGAAGGCCAAGGACAUGGCCCAGGCCCCCACCAAGGGCGGUGGGAUCCCCGCACCAGGGGACAAAGGACCCGGGGUCAAGAGCAAGAUGGCCUCUUUGUUGGGCAGAGAGCCUCACAUUGUGAAGAAGCCCCUGAAGCUUCUGCAGGCCCCACGGGGUGGACAGGCCCUGUCUAGUAGCAGCAGCAGCCUCCAGCCCUUGCCGCCCAAUCAGCCGGACCCUGGGAGGCCCAGCUCUGACCCCAUGCCGGAGGACUCGGACAGCGAUGAGGAGGAACAGGUGCUGUUCUUCACGGAGCCGCAGCAGCUGCUGGACAUCUUCACGGACCUGGAGGAGCAGAACCUGUCUCUGAUCCAGAACACCCAGGAGAUGGAGGAGACGCUGGAGGAGCUGAACCUCACCCUGAAGAGCACGCAUGUGCGCAUGGACAGGGAGGUCCAGCAGCUGAAGCAGUGGGUGACCACCAUGACCAUGUCCAUUGCCAAGGAAGAAGAGAUGGCUUCUGAGCUGGAGCUCAAAGCCCGCGUCUUCCACUUCGGGGAAUACAUGGGCGACCAGCAGGCGCUGCGUGGGCGGCCCGCAGGAGGCGAACCUGGGCACCGUGCAGAUGCUCACCACCAUCGAGCACCAGCUGGAGGAGCUGCUGGAGAGCCUGGAGCGCGUGCCCGCCUCCUGGGUGGAGCAGAUCGAGAAGGCCCAGGAGAAGGAGCGCCACCGGAGGCUCCGGGAGGAGAAGGCCAUGAUGCAGAGGAUGCUGCAGGAGGAGCGUCUGCAGCGGGCUCGGGCCCGGGCCCAGGCGGCGGUCAAGAGGAAGCGGGGCCGCAAGCUGGUGUGCCGGUCGCGGCCCCCGGUCCCCAGGGUGGAGGAGGAGCCCGAGCACCCGGUGGUGGACAAGGAGAAGGAGGAGCUGCUCUUCUUCUUCACCUAGUGGAGCGGGAGGUCGCGGCCACUUGGGGGCCGGGCGCGGGGUCCGCGGGCCGGACUCUGCGGCUUCCUGGUCGCACCAAUAAAGCCACGUAUUGUUUUUCUGUGGGUGUUGAUGGCCUGUCCCUGUCCCUGACCCCAGCGCGCCCCAUCGGGGACUCCGCCCGGUUCUCAGUCUGGCAACUCCUUGGAGCCCUGCCACCGGGUGGCGCAGGGGGACGAGGCCCCCAGAGGGUGAAGGGGGACCCGAAUCCAGCCGGGGACAGACCUUGGGUGCACGACAAUACAAAAACCUUUAUUCACUUGCGCUCCGAGGUGGCCGUGGCCAGGCAGGCAGCCUCAGUGCCCAGCGCUCCGCCAGCCAGUUUUAACCCUCGGGUGGUGACACCCCGUGGGAGACGCAAGGGCUCACCCGAGAGGGGCUCCCCAUUACGGGAGGCCCCUGGAGGACAGGUGGGCACAGAUGACCCCGGAAUGCUACCUGUGGGCAGCACAGGGACCUGAGGAGAGGAGCAGCUCCCAAAUGGCCUCAGUCCCGAGGCCAAAGUCCCCAAAUUAGAGAAACACAGGAACAGAGGGAGCGCAGAGUGGCGGGGCGCCUAGGUGGGACCCGCAGCCCCAUCGGGGUCAACUUCAAAGGCACCAGGGGAAAGGGACGCAUUCUGGGGAACCUGUGUCCAGGCACUGACCAGCUGGUAUGUGCCAGGUGAUGGGCGUCUGCUCCCAGGGGACAGCAGUGGGCGCAGUGUGGGUACACCGGCCACCUCCACUGUAAGAGCCAUCUGUGUGCCACUGUCAUGGUCCCUCCCAUUAGUCCCAGCACUCAGGAGAUGGCGUUGGGCACCGUGGUCACUUAGUAUUUAACAAUAGCCAAACGUGGAGCUUAGAGACGCAUCUGAAAAGGAUUUUUUCCUUUUUUAACUCUUGGCAUCCAAAUGCGCAGCUCCCUGUUGGCUGGACCCAGGUCCCAGGGCGUCCCUGGUCACCUUCCUCCCAAACUCGCUGUCUGUCUGUCUUGCUGGAACACAGACUGGGGUCUGGCUUCACCCUGGGGCUAAGGUUGGCAAGACGGGCCCACUGUGACCGCCAUCCCAAGCACUGAGAAGUGGCCUGUCACAGAAGAUGGCUUUCUAGAUCUUUCCUGGGC
Messenger RNA from Ictidomys tridecemlineatus (thirteen-lined ground squirrel), 2708 nucleotides. It is a transcript of the gene Cfap100, whose product is annotated as cilia and flagella associated protein 100. Gene Ontology annotation, cellular component: ciliary basal body. NCBI's taxonomy places the organism in Eukaryota, Metazoa, Chordata, Mammalia, Rodentia, Sciuridae. The record is from RefSeq and is a predicted model, not a curated record.